GAAACAUUUAAGACGCGCUUCCUAAACAGGGUUCUUGAGCUACACAAAAAAGAUUCCUUUUUGUUUUCCGUAACGGCGUUGAUUUGUUUAGUACAAAGGGAGGCGAGUAAACCGGUUUAGCGGGAAAGCAAGAAGAGAUUACAGUUACAGAGAAAGGAUUAGUGAUUUCGUUACGUUACGGUUCAGAUCUCGUGGAAAGACUUUUCUACAACAAUUAAAUUCGCAUUUAGGACACACUUUAAUCUGGAUUUGAUUUCAAGCUUGGUCGUUGAUUGAAGACAGAAGAAGAAAGAAGAGUGUGAGUAGUGAUUGAGAGAAGAAGAUUUAAUCAAGAUUCGAUUUGGAUUCGGUUGGUUAAAUAAGAGAGCUAAUGACGAUAGGAGAGCAUAUGUACGGAGAGCUGUGGAAGUUAUGUGCGGGACCUGUGGUGGAUGUUCCUCAAGCUGGGGAGAGAGUGUUUUACUUUCCUCAAGGUCACAUGGAACAAUUGGAAGCGUCAACGCAACAGGAUUUGAAUGCGGUGAAACCUACGAAACCGUUAUUCGAUCUUCCUCCAAAGAUUCUUUGCAGAGUUAUGAACGUUCGUCUUCAGGCGGAGAAAGAUACGGAUGAGGUGUAUGCUCAGAUUAUGUUGAUGCCUGAAGGAACAGUUGAUGAACCUAUGAGUCCUGAUUCUCCUCCUCCCGAGUCUCAAAGGCCCAAAGUUCACUCUUUCAGCAAGGUCUUGACUGCGUCUGAUACAAGCACGCAUGGUGGGUUUUCUGUCCUUAGGAAACAUGCUACAGAGUGCCUUCCCCCACUGGAUAUGACCCAGCAAACCCCAACCCAGGAGUUAGUAGCCGAAGAUGUGCACGGUUAUCAGUGGAAAUUCAAGCAUAUUUUUAGAGGUCAACCAAGGAGGCAUCUUUUGACCACAGGGUGGAGCACCUUUGUUACAGCAAAGAGAUUGGUAGCUGGGGACACCUUUGUGUUCCUUAGAGGAGAGAAUGGAGAGUUACGGGUUGGAAUCAGACGUGCUAAUCGUCAACAAACCAAUAUGCCAUCAUCCGUCAUAUCAAGUCAUAGCAUGCAUCUGGGAGUGCUUGCUACUGCAUGUCAUGCUACUCAAACCAGAUCAAUGUUCACCGUUUACUACAAACCAAGGACAAGUCAAUUCAUCAUUAGCUUGAACAAAUACCUGGAAGCCAUGAACAAUAAGUUCUCUGUAGGGAUGAGAUUUAAGAUGAGGUUUGAGGGAGAGGAUUCCCCUGAAAGAAGAUUUUCCGGCACGGUUGUUGGUGUUAAAGACUGCUCUACUCACUGGAAAGACUCAAAAUGGCGAUGCCUAGAAGUUCAUUGGGAUGAACCUGCAUCGAUUUCAAGACCCGACAAAGUUUCACCAUGGGAGAUCGAGCCGUUUGUAACUUCAGAGAAUGUUCCUCACCCAGUUAUGCCAAAGAAAAGACCCCGUCAUGUUACUGAAGUAUCUGCACUUGAUGUAGGAAGAACAGCUCCAAACCUUUGGAGUCCUGCAUUGACUCAAUCCCAUGAGUUCGCACAAUCUUGCAUCACCUCACAGAGGAAUUCUCCUCAGCAAUGUUAUCGUGAGGAUGCUGCUAAGAAAUCUGAUUGGCCGAUCAGUCCUUACUCUGCUGCCUCCAAUGUCUCAAAAGCUUCAACACUUAACGACCAAAUGGUUUUCCCAGUGGAGCAGAAGAAACCAGAGACCACAACCGCUAGUUAUAGAUUAUUUGGAAUUGAUUUAUUCAGUCCCUCUAUACCGGCUUUUGAGGAGAAAACUGCACCCAUGCAACCAAUGAGCUUAACUCCAGACAGCAACUCAGACCCAAAAUCCGAGGUUUCAAAAUUAUCAGAGGAGAAAAAGCAGGAGCCUGCACAAGCAUCAUCAAAAGAGGUCCAAAGCAAGCAAAUCAGCUCUACAAGAAGCCGUACCAAGGUGCAAAUGCAAGGCGUACCGGUGGGCAGGGCUGUGGAUUUAACAGCACUAAAUGGAUACAGUGAGCUUAUAGACGACCUUGAGAAGCUGUUUUCCAUAGAAGGCGAGCUGAAGAGUCGGAAUCAAUGGGAGAUAGUGUUCACAGACGAUGAGGGAGAUAUGAUGCUUGUCGGUGAUGACCCAUGGCCUGAGUUCUGCAACAUGGUGAAGAGAAUAUUCAUAUGGUCAAAAGAGGAAGUGAAGAAGAUGACUCCCGGGAACCAACUCAGGAUACUGUUAACGGAAGUUGACACAACAUUAACAACAACAGUCUCCAAAACUGAGAAACAUUCCAACUAAGUUCUCUACACUCUCUGUCUCCUUAUUUGCUUUGUCUUGCUCUGUCUGUGAGGGAGAUCAAAAAGAGACCACGUCUCGUCGCAAGAAAAGUAAAAAGGUAUUGAAAAAAUGGCUCGUUUUUUUUGGGGAGCUUCUUGUGGAGAAAGAGGGUUUGUGGGGAGAGAGGGUUUUCUUCUAUGGGUAGGCUUCUGUAAGUUUAAUUAUUUUUGUGUGUGUAAGAUAUGCGAAGAUGUAACGAACAGAGGAGAAGAAAAAUAAAGAUUGCGAAUUAUGUAAGCCUUCUUUUCCUUUUAUGCUUCUUAGUUUUGUUGUCUUUUAACUUUUCAUGCAAGUGUCAAAACAGUCAAUGUACAUAUAUGUUGUCAAAACAAAACUUCCAGCACGUUUUCUC
This is a messenger RNA of Eruca vesicaria subsp. sativa (arugula), 2666 nucleotides long. The record is from the annotation of a GenBank genome assembly. Lineage: Eukaryota; Viridiplantae; Streptophyta; Magnoliopsida; Brassicales; Brassicaceae.